This is a messenger RNA of Coffea arabica (coffee), 1238 nucleotides long. The record is from RefSeq and is a predicted model, not a curated record. NCBI's taxonomy places the organism in Eukaryota, Viridiplantae, Streptophyta, Magnoliopsida, Gentianales, Rubiaceae.
AGAUGUUAGAAUUCGGAUUGUGUACUCAUAAGUAUUAUCCGUUCGAUUCUUUGUCAAGAUUAGUCCUUGUUGUAAAAGCCAUUUUUUUUACAGACCUUACAAGGCACUUUCAUGAUUAACUGAGAUACCAGAAAUGGAAUUAUGAAAAAGUAUAAGAUUCCUGUUUUAUGCUUCCUAUUUCUGUUUGGAUUUUCUUCCACCAGUUCUCUUAUAGUUGGAACAGGUUUGGAAGACACAGAAUGAAUCAAUAAAGUCCCAAUCCUUCUUGUUAUGCAUUUAUAAUAUCGCACACAUAUUUUUAGGACAAUCGUGUAAGCACAAUACCUGUUCUGAAGUCAAUGUCAAUUUUUUUUUCAUCUUUCAUCUGUUUGCAGGACAAGUGGUCUUCGGCUUAUGAUUGCAGAACUAUUCUUCUAUCAAUCCAGAGUCUUUUAGGAGAACCCAAUAAUGAAAGCCCUCUCAACAGCUCUGCUGCUGCACUUUGGAAAAACCAGGAAGAAACCGGAGAUGGCUACAAUGGAGACAAGCAGGGCAAAGGUGGUGGCUAUAAAUGCUGAGGUUCGACGCGUAAAGGCCAGAUUAAUGGAAGAGGUUCCUAAAUUGCAGAAACUCGCCCAGAAGAAGGAGCUUGAUAGGCAAGUCCCCUUAAUUGAUGAAAUUGAUACUAAGGUGGACACGGCAACAUCUGAGCUCAAAAACACGAACGUUAAACUCAAGCACACAUUAGGUCCAGUCAAAACAUGCGUACCGACAUCAUUCUUUUAUGCAUUCUUCUUCUCGGAAUUGCUGCCUACUUGUACAAGUGAGUUACUCAACCUUAUCGUGAACGUGCUAUGUUUCCCAUGUGUUAUGUUGGUUCGGUCUCAUCGCAUGGAGGCUAUGAGCUGCUGGUGCCCAUCGCAGGAAGUAUACCGACUAAGUAGUCAAAAUGUUCUCAUCUCUCUGAUGAUCUUCCAGUCUGGUACUUGCAGUCGCUUUGCUGGAUUUCGACCAUCUCUGACGCAUUUCUCGUACCAACUUCAGUGAAUCCUGGUUUACUUUACCGCUUUAAGGGGCAUUAUCUAUUUAGACGAUCGUGUUUCCAGGUAGAUGUUAGUACUGGCUGUUACUUUUGUGCGAAAAUAUAGUAAAUUUGAUGAUUAAAAUCUGUGAUGAUUAUUAUUAUCAAACUACUGUAAAUCACUGGUCAAAACCCUUGAGCAGAAUUUGCUUCCUCUUACAAUGUUGGGAGAGUUGGU